AUGGAAAAAUCAUCCUCACAGACACACUGAAAUAUCUUCUGCAAAACAGACAAAUUAAAAGUAAUUGUAUCAUAUACAACAUACAAACUUAAAAGAAAAAUCCAACUUGAAUAUUUUACAUACUUUCCAAUUUUUUUUUUUUUUUUUUUUUUUUUGCAUGAUGCUGCUGUUCCUCCUGGCGAUGCUGAUGACUUAUGCCUGCGGCACUGAAGAUCUGACAGGUCAAAUGUUUACCUUCCCACAACAAAGCAACUCAGCAUAUGUCAAGCUGUUGACAGACAAAGGGGACUUUGGUGCUGUAACUUUAUGUCACAGGACCUUUACAGACCUCCGCAGAGAACAUUCCCUCUUUUCGAUGUCGACGACGUCUAAUGAAAAUGCUUAUCUAGUUUUCUGGGAUCACCCAAACUCUAAGAUGUCGGUUUUUGUCAAGGAUGUAAAGGUAGAGUUUGGAUUUGUGGACUACAAACCCAACACAUGGCACUCGAUCUGCACCACAUGGGACUCUGUAUCUGGACUGGUGCAGCUGUGGUUCAAUGGAAACCCCUCUAUCAAGAAAUUCGGAGUUUCAGGAACAAAAAUUACUGGAUCGACAAUAAGUAUCUUAGGACAGGAGCAGGACAGACACGGUGGGGGGUACGAUGCGAAGCAGAGCUUUGUUGGAAUGAUCUCUGAUGUCCACAUGUGGAACUACAUUCUUUCACAGUGUGAAAUCCAGAAUUACAUGAAUGGUGGCAUCAUCACCCAAGGAAAUGUUUUCAACUGGGAGAACCUGGAUUUUGAGGUUUAUGAUGGAUUGAGUAUGGUGGUAAAAGAACGUAAACCCUCACAUUGUACAAAGAUGCUGCUUUUGCUUCUGCUGAUGAUGCUGAUGGCUUGUGCCUCUGGCAUACAAGACCUGUCAGGAAAAAGCUUCAGCUUCCCAAAACAAACCAACACGGCUUACGUGAAGCUAAUGACAGAUAAAAGCGAAUUCACUGCUCUAACUCUGUGCCACAGGUCCUUCACAGACAUCCGUAGAGACCACGCCCUCUUUUCGAUGUCCACAUCCACUUUUGCAAAUGAUUAUCUAAUCUUUUGGGACAAUCAAAACUCUGAGAUGGAGAUUCAUGUUAGGGAAAAAAAGGCAGAAUUUUUACUGCCAGAGUACAAACCCAACAUGUGGCACUCGAUCUGCACCACGUGGGACUCUUCAACUGGACUGGUGCAGAUGUGGUUCAACGGAAGACCCUUCACCAAGAAAUACACCACAAAAACAGCAAUCAGUGGCUCUCCUAUAACUAUUUUAGGACAGGAGCAGGAUUCUCAUGGUGGGGGGUUUAAUGCCCAGCAGUGUUUCAUCGGUCUGAUCACUGAUGUCCACAUGUGGGACCAUGUCAUUUCAGAAUGUGAUUUCCAGCAAUACUUGAAUGAACAAUCCUUCCACCCAGGAAACAUUUUCAGUUGGAAGGCGCUGGAGUUUCAGACUACAGGAACAGUGAUGCUAGAAGAUAAAUAUAAAGUUUGUGUCUAAUCUUUUAAUGUGUUAACUGUUUUGUUAAUGGUCUUUGCCAUGUUGCAUGUUCUUAGAUGUUCACCUGAUUUCAGUGAACAUUAUAUUUUGUGUUCAGGCAUUGAUUAUUCAUGGUAAGAGCGAUUUCAAAUUAGUUGGUCUUUUUUUUUUAACUUUGCUCUUGCUUCUUUAUAUUCUUAAAUGGCUGUAUUGUAUAAAAUGGUUUUUAACAGGCUUUUACAAUUUGGU
Messenger RNA from Thalassophryne amazonica, 1741 nucleotides. RefSeq lists its product as uncharacterized. The transcript has 9 exons. Lineage: Eukaryota; Metazoa; Chordata; Actinopteri; Batrachoidiformes; Batrachoididae. The coding region runs from base 158 to 1513 and encodes 451 amino acids. The record is from RefSeq and is a predicted model, not a curated record.